AUGGAUCAACUAGUAAAGAAACAAGUUGACAUAAAAAAAGCUAUACAGUCUCUGAAGUUGGAAUACGAUCGACUUGCAGAGGAAAGGAAGACAUCCAAGUUGGUUAGAGAAAAACAAACGAAAUUAGACAAAUUGUGGCAGGAAUUUGAGAUGAAUGAUGAAUCAAUCAGAACAAAACACGGAAAAGAAAUAGAUCAUGAUUACUUCACCAAAGAUCUAUACAACGCAUUAUCAUUAAAAGUUGAUGUAGCAAACAAUGAGCCGAAAGAGAACAGAACAAGAGACGAAGUCUUGGAUAUAGAAGAGGAUAUAUCGGAAGACUUGAAAAUCGUCAUUAAAAAGUGUCAGAGAAGCAAAUUCGCGUUAAACAAGUUAUUAAACGAAAUAACAAUUAAUAACCAAUCAAAACCCUAUUAUGAGAUGAAAAUCCAACAAAUUCAAAGCAAACUGAAGGUUUACCAAGAUAAAGAUUCAGAUGUAUGUAGCAGGAUUGACGUUCCUGAAAGAUUAGGGUAUGAUCCUGAUGAAUUUUUUGCAGAUGAGAAUGAAGCCAUGAAUCUUAUUCAAAAUCUGAGAGAGCAAUUAGACAAGAUGAAGAUGACGGAGCAAACUGAGAAACCUUUAGAUAACAUAAAAGGAAAAUUACCUGCCAUCACACUUCCAAAAUUUGAUGGAGAAUACACAAAGUGGAUACAGUUCAGAGACUUAUUCACACAAAUUAUAGACGUGCAAGCAAUUCCACAAGUAGAAAAAAUGUGGUAUCUUAAGACAAAUCUAAUAGGUGAAGCAGAGAAGUUAAUUAGACAUCUACCUAUUUCUGACCAAAACUACAAUAUAGCAUGGAAGAUAUUGACUGAAAGAUAUGAUAAUAAACGUUUAUUAGUAUCAAGUAUCAUUGACAAAUUUUUAAAUCAACCAAGUUUAACUCCUGGUUCAUCGAAAUCAAUCAAACAGAUGUUCGACACAACAAAUGAAUGUGUUCUUUCAUUAGAGAAUUCGGGAUUUAAUGUUGUCGGCAGCUGGGAUCCUAUAUUACUACAAAUCAUUUACAAAAAACUAGACAGAGAGACAUAUUCAUUGUAUGAGCUAUCAUUGAAGCAACCGAAAGAAAUUCAAUCAUUGGAAAAGUUCCUAAACUUCAUCGAAAAGAGAUUUCAAUCGCUCGAGGCCUUUGGAAAUAAGCAAAUUCAAUCAAGUACUUCAAGAAUAAAAUCAAUUCCUAAUUACCAGGCAGCUACAUUUUCAGCAAGUAGUUCAAUUAAAUGUGCCGUGUGUAAUAACGGGCAUUUCAUAUUCAGUUGUCCAGAGCUAAUAAAGAUGACGACACAGAACAGAGAAGCAAAGAUCAGGGCAUUAAAAUUAUGUAUAAAUUGUUUGCGGCCUGGUCAUAUUCAAAAAUCGUGCGUAUCAAGAAAAUGCAAAAAGUGUAACCAAAGGCAUCAUACAUUGUUGCAUCAGGAGAAAGAAACUUCUUCAAAAAGUAAUCAACCAGUCAAUGAAAAAAGAGAUGUAACAGCUAGUGUUCAUAUGGGAUCAAAUAAAAAUGAAGCAGAGAGCUAUGUGUUCUUAGGAACAGCUUUGGUCACGGUACGUGGACCAAACAAGAGAACGAUAGAUUGCCGUGUUUUAAUGGAUUCAGGUUCUCAAUUAAACUUCAUCUCAGAAAGAUUACAAAAGCAGUUAAAAUUGGACACACGAAGUGUUGAAAUUGACAUUAAUGGAAUUGGUAAUGUUGGUUUCAUUCCUACAACUGAUAGAGUCAACGUAACUAUUGAAUCAAAAGUAAGAGAUUUUAAUAUAAAUAUUGAUGCUCAAGUCAUCAAAGAGAUCACCAAGUGUCAACCUCAAAGACUGAUCAACAUCGACUCUUGGAAUAUUCCAGAAAAUCUCACGUUAUCUGAUCCUAAUUUUAACAAACCACAACGUAUUGAUAUGUUAUUAGGAGCAGAGGUAUAUGGUGACUUAAUAAGAUCAGGAAAAGUUAAAUUAAAAGAUAAUCUGCCAACAUUGCAUGAAACUGUAUUCGGGUGGAUGAUCCUCGGAAAAGCAUCAAAUAAAGAAAGCUACACAGCAUUAACAACAACAAAUUUAUCAAAUCAGCAAUUAUCAAAUGAAUUAGAGAAGUUUUGGGAAUGUGAAGAAAUACUAGAACACAAACCUCUCAGCAAAGUGGAGAUGGAAUGCGAAGAAUUCUUCAAGGUAAAACAUAAACGAGAUAAAUCUGGGAGAUUUAUAGUCAAGUUACCUAUAUUGAGCUGUCCGAAUUUACUUGGAGAAUCAAAACACAUCGCUUUUCGAAGAUUCCUGAAUCUUGAAAGAAAAUUAUCUAAAGAUGCAAUUUUAAAAAGUGAAUAUACAAGUUUUUUAAGAGAAUACUUGGAAUUGGGUCAUAUGACAGAAAUAGAAUUGGAAGAUAUACCACGUACACACUAUUUUAUGCCGCACCACGGGGUUAUUCGUGAAUCAAGCAGCUCAACAAAACUAAGAGUGGUUUUCGAUGCGUCAUGUAAAACUACAUCCGGAGUAUCGUUAAAUGACAUCAUGAUGAAAGGACCAAAAGUUCAGAGUGAUCUGUUCAACAUUCUAUUAAGAUUUAGAAUGUAUAAAUAUGUCGUUACAGCAGACAUCAAGCAAAUGUAUCGACAAAUAAUGGUAGCAGACGAAGAUAGAAAAUUGCAGAUGAUCAUGUGGCGUUCGAAACCCCAAAAUAAAAUUAAGUAUUAUCAAUUGAACACAGUCACAUAUGGUACAAGAUCGGCACCUUAUUUAGCUACAAGAUGUUUAACACAAUUAUCAAUCGAUGAAAAAUUGAGAUAUCCUGUAGCAGCGAAAGCUGUCAGAGACUUCUAUGUAGAUGACAUUAUUUCUGGCAGUGACACUAUGACUGCCCAAUUAAAAUUACAUAAAUGGGGAUGUAAUGAUCCACGAUUAUUAUCAGAUAUACCAGAAGCAGACAGGGAAAAGGAGAAGGUGUUUAAAAAUGAUAAUGAAGGUUAUAUCAAAACUCUUGGUUUAUGUUGGCAACCUUCACAAGAUGUCUUUUCUUUUAUCACAGCAUGGCCAGAUAUAGAUGAAAAAGUUACAAAGAGAAAAAUAAUAUCAGAGGUUUCUCGACUAUUUGAUCCUCUAGGUUUAGUAAACCCUGUCAUAGUUGUUGUAAAAAUAUUCAUUCAGAAACUUUGGAAAUUGAAACAUGAUUGGGAUGAUGAACUAGAAAAUAAUUUAAAAACUGAAUGGAUAGAGUUUCGUCAAGAUUUAAGUAACUUUACUAGUGUAAAAAUCUCACGUUAUAUGUUCAUCAGCCAAAAAGAGGUUUCGAGGACAGAGUUGCAUGUUUUCAGCGAUGCCAGUGAACGAGCAUUUGGAGCAGCGGCAUAUAUAAGAUCCAUAGAUAGCGACAACAAUAUUAAAUGCAAACUACUAUGUUCAAAAUCAAAAGUAGCACCAAUUAAAUUCAUAACACUUCCAAGAUUGGAACUUUGUGCUGCCCAUUUAGCGUCAAAACUUAUGUCAAAGGUUCAGCAGAGUCUAAACUACAAAUUUGAUGAAAUGUAUCUAUGGAGUGAUUCACAGAUAGUACUAUCUUGGAUCAAUGGUGAUCCUUCUGUUUUAAAAACCUUUGUAGCUCAUCGGGUAUCCUUAAUACAUAAAACAUCAUCAGCAGGACAAUGGAAUUAUGUGAACACCAAAAGUAAUCCUGCUGAUUUGCUCUCUAGAGGAAUGUCGCCAGAUAAGCUUAACAGUUCAGAACUUUGGUUUCUGGGUCCACCAUUUCUAAAAUUACCAGAACAUGAGUGGCCGGAUAGAAGAGUAAAUCAUAUGAGGCUUCAAGAAGAAGAAAAGAAAACUUCUUUAGUUUUGAAUUGUGACGAAAUAAGAACAAAUCAUCCUCUUCAUGAAAUUAAUCACCGUAAUUCAUUUGCAUAUUUACUCAGAGUUAUGGCAUACAUCUUAAGAUUUAUUAAUAAAACUAAGAAAAAUAAUAAUGAUCAACUCAACGACACCUCUUUAUCAACCACAGAAAUUAACCAAGCAAUGAAUGAAAUAAUAAAAGAAAUCCAACGAAUACAUUUUUCAACAGAAAUACGACAAUUGGAGAAAGAAUUCUCAGUACCAAAACAUAGCAAAAUAGUUUCAUUAUCACCAUUUUUGGAUUUAAAAGGUAUCCUUAGGGUUGGCGGAAGAUUAGACAACGCAGACAUCUCUUACAAUGCCAAGUAUCCUAUACUACUUCCAGGUACAGAUUUCGUAUCGAAAUUACUUAUGAUACAUUUACACGAAAAGAAUUUACAUGCCGGACCAUUAGCAUUACUUUCAAUUUCCAGGCAGAAAUUUUGGAUAAUAAAUGGCAGAGCAUUGGCAAGAACAACGGUGAAUAAUUGUGUCAACUGUGCAAAAGCCCAGCCUCAGUUACUACAACAAUUGAUGGGAAGCCUACCAGCAGAAAGAGUCUUACCGGCAAGAGCAUUUUUAAAUACUGGUGUUGAUUUCUGUGGUCCUAUAUGGACACACUAUCAUGUUAGAGGGAAAAGACCUCAUAAAUCUUAUAUAGCCGUAUUCUGCUGCUUUACUACAAAGGCAAUCCAUUUAGAAGCAGUAUCAGAUCUUACAACAGAAGCAUUCUUAGGCGCACUCAAAAGGUUCAUUGGAAGAAGAGGAGUAUGCAAAAAUAUUUUCUGCGACAAUGCAACUAAUUUUGUGGGUGCAAAAAACAAGUUGGAAGAAGUUAAAAAGAUAUUUGAACAACAGGAAAAUAAAGAAAAAAUAAUAAAAACUUGCAGUAACAACGGCAUCCAGUUUAACUUUUCUCCCCCACGUUCUCCUCAUUUUGGUGGUCUGUGGGAAGCUGCUGUUAAAUCAACGAAGAAAUUAUUACGACAAACAUUAAAAUCCGCAUCAUUGACAUAUGAAGAAUUAUCUACUGUGUUAGCAGAAGCUGAAGCAGUCUUGAAUUCAAGACCACUUACUCCACUAUCUUCCAGUCCAAAUGAUUAUUGUGCUCUUACACCAGGGCAUUUUUUGAUAGGGGAACCGUUGACAGCAAUCCCAGAAACAGAACAAAAUGAUAAAAAAUUAACAUUAUUAUCAAGAUGGAAGUUGGUUUCAGCCAUUCGUCAGGAAUUUUGGAAAAGAUGGAACAAAGAAUAUUUAACACAAUUGCAACAAAGAUACCAAUGGAACAAAUCUUCUAAGAACAUUAGUAAAGAAAUGAUGGUUAUUAUAAAAGAUGAAAAUCAUCCUCCUUUAAAGUGGCGUAUGGGAAGAAUAGAAGACGUCUGCAAAGGUCCAGAUGGAUUCGUUAGAGUAGUCAAAGUCAGAACGGCGAAUGGAAUUUUAGAACGUGCUAUACAUAACUUAGCUCCAUUGCCAAUAGAGACAGAUAAUGAAAAUACUUCAGCAGUUAAUGGUACAUCAGCAAAAAGAACUGCUGAAAAAAGGCAUAACACUUCACCAAAAAGAAUUAGAUACGAUCAACCUUUCAGUACUGUCGAUCAUCGUUACACAAGUCUGCUGACCCAGAAAUUUGAGCAUCAAUUACAUGAGAUAAAUGAAACAAAUCAAUUGUUAUUUUCAAGACAGUCAUUCUCUAACAAGAAAAAGCGAGGUCUUUUAAAUAUAGUAGGGAAUGUAGCGAAUGUAUUGUUUGGAGUAUUAGAUGAUGAGUAUGCGAAGAACAUUGAAGGCACUAUAGAAGCUGUAAAACAUGAUCAUGAUCAUUUACUACAAUUGAUGAAAGAACAAACCUCUGUCAUUGAAGCUACUAAUCAUUUAAUAAAAGAAUCUCACGAACAAUCGUUAAUCAAUUUCAAAAGAAUGCAAACAGAAUUAAAUGGCGUAAUUAUGAACGUGAACCAAAUAACCAGCUACAUGCAAAAAUAUAACUUAACACAAUCAGUAUUAUUCUUCUCUCAAUAUCUUCAUGUAACAAUAAACGAAUUCCGAAGAAUGCAAAAUAAAAUGGUUGACAUUAUCACAGAUCUACAUGAAGGGAGAGUCAACCCAUUAAUACUAGCACCAAAACAACUAUCAGAGCAUUUAGAAUUCUUAAGGCCACAACUUGAAUCAAAUAUAAUGUUACCAAAACUGGCAGAAAUAUAUGGUUUAAGUUCUGCAAAAUGUAAAAUUAACAACAAAUAUGCAGUUUUCAGUUUGAAAGUACCAUUAUUAUCAAUAUCAGAAUAUGAUGUUCUACAUUUAGUACCAUUUCCAGUGAAAUUAAAUAACGUAUACAUGAGAAUAGAACCUACAACAGAAUAUAUAAUCAUUAACAAACAUAGAGACAUCAUUUAUACAUUGUCAAGAGUAGACUUCAAAGCUUGUAUUUAUACAGAAAAUAAAAAUUUUAUCUGUCGCAGAGAAAGACCGUUUUUCACAAAAAAUGCUCAAAAUCUUCAAUUCCAUCAAAAACAUGGAUCCAAUUAUAUCAGCCGAACACGUGGUUGUUUUCAUUAA
Molecule: messenger RNA, 6453 nt
Organism: Condylostylus longicornis
Lineage: Eukaryota; Metazoa; Arthropoda; Insecta; Diptera; Dolichopodidae
Exons: 5
Coding region: 1-6453 (2150 amino acids)
Biological process (GO): DNA integration
Molecular function (GO): nucleic acid binding; zinc ion binding
Source: RefSeq, a predicted model, not a curated record